Lacerta agilis (Sand lizard) is the source of this 395-nucleotide messenger RNA. RefSeq names its product claw keratin-like. Lineage: Eukaryota; Metazoa; Chordata; Lepidosauria; Squamata; Lacertidae. Bases 15 to 395 code for a protein of 126 amino acids. Gene Ontology annotation, molecular function: structural constituent of cytoskeleton. Gene Ontology annotation, cellular component: intermediate filament. The record is from RefSeq and is a predicted model, not a curated record. The transcript has a single exon.
CUCAUUGCGGAAAGAUGACUUUCGGCUACGGACACUGCGGCUUCACUUGCGAAUCGCAAUGCCCCCCACACCACGUGUUGAUCCAGCCUCCCCCCUUCUGCAUCACCGUCCCGGGACCCAUCAUGAGCUGCGCUGACGAUUCAUGCGCCGUGUCAACUGAUGCACCUUGCUGUGGCUAUGGGGGCUAUGGAGGCUAUGGGGGCUAUGGAGGCUAUGGGGGCUAUGGCGGCUAUGGCGGCUAUGGCGGCUAUGGCGGCUAUGGGGGCUGGGGUGGCCGUGGAUGUUGUGGCGGCUAUGGGGGCUGGGGCGGCUGGGGCGGCCGCGGCUAUGGCAGCUGGGGUGGUUAUGGAGGCUGGGGUGGCCGUGGAUGCCGUUCUGGUUGCUGGGGGUGGUGA